AAGACGCUGCAUUUGUCCAGGUUCCAAUUUCACAGCAUCUCCGAGCUACAGCGGCUUAUCUCCGCUUCCCCCAACCUCGAAGACAUCACAUUGCGUGGCGGCGAAUUCGUUCUGCUGAAAUCUGCGAGCGACGCGGAUGUUCGACGAUUUCAGUCCAGGUCACACACUCGAGUUCAGCUUCAACGGCUCGGCAUCGAUUUUGACGACCAUCGCUCGAAGUCUACAUUCGAUGUCAUCAUUGACUGGCUCGAACGCUCAGGCAUCUGUGCAAGCCUACGUCACUUCGAGUCUCUCCCUGACCCUAGCGCUCGAAGAUCCUCAGGCUCUCAGUAUGUCUUUUCCUUCAACUCGUGUAUGCUACUGUAGUGUAAGAAAUGACGAUCGUGAUUCUAGCCCGCUUUCAACUUUUUGCCGGUACAUGAACUGCAGGACUUCCCUCGACGACACUAGCAGUUUUGUCGUCAUGCAUCAUCUCCAGAAGCAUCAUCGUGUGGCCCUGCGUCAGUCUGACGGCCGAGAUCUCUUUCGGUGCCACUGGAAUGAUGGCAUAGUCAAGUGUGGCCUGACCCUAUCCGCCUACCAAUUGGCGCGGCACAUCUCAAAGGUCCACUUUAAGCAUACUGGUGGCCCUGUCCAGAGCAAGUACUGCGGUAAACCCUUCAGCAGACCGGACAAUAGCCUCAAGCGUCACGAGCUGGAUUGCGAAGAGUCCUCACUGGUUAAGAACAACGUUGACAUAGACGGACUCCUCAGAGCAGCUGGACAAUUCCUCACUCGUGUCUGUAUAUCAAGCCUUGUAACGAAUAAUCUAGAGCACAACACUGCAUUGGAAUUCUUGCACUUCAAGAUAGGUUUCCGCGACGAGAAGUACCAGUCAUAUGGCUUCCUGCCUACAAUCGCAGAAGCAUUACACCCCACGCUCUCCACUGCGCAGUCCCAUCAGCUGAAGCAGAUCACGAUCAGUUUAAUCGCCGCCGGGACGCCGGGCCUCUACAGAUCUCUAGACAGGCCUAGGGCAAACUUGAAGUUGAAGGGUCUGCACGACGUCAUGCGUCGCCCCUGUUUUGAGGCACUACUUGAAGUCGAGUUGCAAUUGACUCUCAACCCCCCAAAGGGUUGUGACCGGGUGGAGAAGGAUGGCAUCAUCAACAAUCUCUCUGCUUCGUUCAACACCCUCCUCAGCCCGUGGGCCGACCGUGGUCUACUCCGCGUUUCUUAUAAAGAUAUUUAUAUCUGACAAGGCCCGAAUCUACGUUCAACGGCGCAGAGCAAGACACUGUAUUGUGGGCGCGAGACUGCGAGACCUCACCCAAACCUCGCCCCGGGCUCCUCGC
This is a messenger RNA of Fomitopsis serialis, 1334 nucleotides long. RefSeq lists its product as uncharacterized. Lineage: Eukaryota; Fungi; Basidiomycota; Agaricomycetes; Polyporales; Fomitopsidaceae. The transcript is spliced from 3 exons. The coding region runs from base 137 to 1237 and encodes 366 amino acids. The record is from RefSeq and is a predicted model, not a curated record.